This is a messenger RNA of Linum trigynum, 1326 nucleotides long. NCBI's taxonomy places the organism in Eukaryota, Viridiplantae, Streptophyta, Magnoliopsida, Malpighiales, Linaceae. The record is from the annotation of a GenBank genome assembly.
AUGUCUUCCCCCUGUUUGAGUGGCGGAGGCGGCAGAGCCUAUGGAGGAUUCGACCUGGAAAUCGUGAAAUCGACUUCCUCCAGAACUUCCCAGACAACCUCUUCUUCCCCAUCUUCAACCCUCUCCGAAUCUAGCAAUUCCCCCUUAGCAAUCUCCACUAGAAAGCCUCGUACACCUCGCAAGCGCCCCAAUCAGACUUACAACGAGGCCGCUGCCUUGCUCUCCACUGCCUACCCCAAAAUCUUCCCCGCCGCAGCCGUCCCCACAUCCAAGCCUUUCUCCCCACUCCCCCUCGAUUCCUCCGAAUUGCUGUUUUUCCCAAUUCGGGAGAAAUCGAAGGACCCCAAAUCGGCGGCCACGACGGAGGUGAGCUCGCGGGACAAUUCGUGCCAGAGCAGCAGCGUCGCCGAUUGGAAGGAAUUGUGCGGCGGCGGCGGAGGAGGGUACGAUGAGGAAGAAUUCGAUGCGGAAUCGAUUCUCGACGAGGAAAUCGAGGAAGGAGGGAUCGAUUCCAUCAUGGGGAAUCUGAGUGUGGUCAGCAGCAGCAGCGUAGGGGAAUCGGUCAAUCAGAGCCAAAUUCCGGGCUUCGUUUACGGGUACCCGCCCGGUUUUUCCAGCCGGAAUUUCCACCAGUGGGUCGGCAAUGGCGCCCCUGCCAGCAGAAACAGGGGAGGAAUCAGGGCGUUUAGGAGGGUGGACGAUUGGUGGAGCUACCCGGUGGUCGAUGUCCUCCAAAUCUCUCCCAGGCUCAACUCCACCAACCGCCGGUCGAGCUCCAGCUUCGAUGUCCUGCCCGGCGGCGCGGAAAGCAACGGCAAGGCGACGGUGAAACAGAGUCUUCCUGGUUCCGGGGAGAAGAAGAAGAGCAGCAAUAGUAGUAGCAAGAAGAAGAAGAAAGUGGAGAAAUUGGAAGAGAAUGAAUCGAAAGCUGCAAUUUUGAGGGAAGAAGAGGAGAAAUCCAAAGCUGGGAAAUCUGGGUUGCUGCUGAAUUUGAACUACGAUGAGGUUUUGAAGGCGUGGUCGGGGAAAGGGUCGCCGUUCCCGGAGGAUUUGGACGGAAAUGAUGUUUCCACUAGGGUGGCGCAAAUCGACUUAUUUUCACUGGAUGGGGGAGUGAAUGACGGAAUCAGAGAAGCGAGCGUGUUGAGAUACAAAGAAAAGCGUCGGAGUCGGUUGUUUUUCAAGAAGAUCCGCUAUCAAGUUCGCAAAGUCAAUGCCGAUCAACGCCCCAGAAUGAAGGGCCGAUUUGUGAGAAGGUCAAACUCCAUCAGAAGCGAGAGAAGUAGUAGCCCUAGCAGUAGCAGCCAGAACGACGACGAACUAUAA